AGAGAGGCCAUGGAGCACAGCCAUAUCUUCACCGUGCUGUCCACCAACUCCAGUUCCUGGAGUCCUCGCGGUUGCCCUCUCGGACAGUUUCCUGUCAUCUACUACAGUUCCUUGCUGUGCCUCGGCCUGCCUGAAGCAAACAUCCUCACCGUGAUCAUCCUUUCUCAGCUGGUGCUGCGGCGACAGAAAUCGUCCUAUAACUACCUACUGGCCCUGGCCGUAGCCGACAUUCUGGUCCUGCUGUUGAUCGUGUUUGUGGACUUCCUGCUGGAGGACUUCAUUCUUGGAGCACCUCUUCCCCACUCCCUUAACAAAGCGGUGCAGGUUCUGGAGUUCUCCUCCAUCCACACCUCCAUCUGGAUCACGGUUCCCCUGACCGUGGACCGCUACAUUGCCGUGUGCCAUCCGCUGCGCUACCACGCCGUCUCCUACCCAGCCCGAACUCGCAAAGUGAUCUUGGCGGUGUAUGCUGGCUGCUUGAUCACCAGCGUUCCGUAUUACUGGUGGCCAGAGCUAUGGCACGGACUGCCGGGAGCGAGCGCUGGUGGCCGGAGUAGCAGCGCAGGCCAGCAUGUGUUGGUUUGGGUCCACUGUGCAACGGUUUACCUGCUCCCCUGCUCUGUUUUCUUCUCGCUCAACGCUAUCAUCGUACGCAAGCUCCGUUGCCGCCGUAGCUGCUUCCGUCUGCGCGGCUACUCCACUGGAAAAACCACGGCCAUCCUGCUGGCCAUCACCUCAGUUUUCGCUGUGCUUUGGGCACCACGCACCCUCAUGAUCCUUUACCACCUUUACACGGCCCAACCUGCGAUGCCUGGACCGGCCAGGCUGCUGCAUUUGGUCACAGAUGUGGCGAACAUGCUGGCACUUCUCAACACUGGCGUCAACUUCUUCCUGUACUGCUUCAUCAGCAAGCGUUUCCGCAGGAUGGCCGGCAUGGUGCUAAAGGCCCUUUUUCAAUGCAGGAAGCAGCCCCCGCCAUUUUACGCGAGUCACAACUUCUCCAUCACCAGCAGCCCUUGGAUCUCACCAGCCAACUCACACUGCAUCAAGAUGCUGGUGUACCAGUAUGACAAGAACGGCAAACCAGUCUGCAUAUCUUCCUGAGCGCCAAAUCGAGUCAUGCCAUACCAAUAUAACGCUGGCUACUAAGUCAGGCAAGCUUGGGAAAAAUCCUUCCCAACUGAUGACGAGCAGAAGGCGGCGGUCAGUUUGUUGGAAAGUGCCUCAACGAGAGAUCCAGUGUCAGGUUCAGAGACAUCUUACGGCCAAAAUGUGGUUCUUUCUCUGGCAAAAACAAGCAGGAGUGGUCAUUAAGCUAUAACAUGCCAAUGCCUUUCAGGAUAUUAAUGCAAAAAAAAAAAAAGACUCAAUCUCAAAGUCAAGUGAAUUCAUGAAAGGCUUGCUCGCAUUCCAGGCAAUGACUGUCCAAUUAGACCAAUAUACAUACUGAUGUGAUUUAAAGAGUUUGUCUUUAGUAGGGCUGGGCAAUAUAGCACAUUUAUAUCUCAAUAUUUUUCAAAUUAACAAUAUUCGUUAAUGUGUCUAUACUUUUGCAUUUGCUCUUGCUCUUGAUAAAUUUAAAAAGGUGGGCUUUUUUGGCCCUCAUGAAAAAUAGUUUACUGCAAAAUCAACAGUAGUUUAAAAAAACAUAUUUAUUUAUCUUAUUUAUAUAAAUCUCGUAUUUACAUCGCGUUUACAGAUUCGUUAUGAAAUUAUAAUGGAAGCCUGUUUCCGCCACAGAAUUACAAAUUUUAUCUCACAACUAUUGACUUUUUUUCUCUCAAAAGAAAAACACAAUUUGUGAGAUAUAAACUCGCAACUCAGACAAAAAACGUUAGUCUUUUUUUUCCUCAGAAUUUGACUUUAUAGGAAAAGAAGUCAGAAUAGUGAGAUACAAAUUCGCAACUUAUGAGAAACAGUUAGAAAAGCAAGAAAAAAGUAAGAAUUGCGAGAUAUAAACUUGUCAGCAAAGACAAUGCGAUAAUAUCUCCAAUAUUCGAUGUAGGCCUAUCGCCCAGCCCUAGUCUCUAGCAUGGUUUCAGUGGAAUGUGCACCAAAGCAACAUUUUACAUGAAGAAAAAAGGAUUCAAAGCCGGAGCCAACGAGAUGUUACUGUAUGUCAACCAACUCUCCCCUCUCACCUUCUCAGCAGAGAGACAGAGCACUCCCUCCUUUUGUGACAUUAAAAAACCAUGCUGGCAUUUUCGUUUAAUAUGCUGUUGGUCUCCAAGGGCUGGUCGCAAACAGCACAAGCUCUUAUUAAAGAAUCAAGCCUUUAGACAUGCUCAGUGCUGGAAACCUGCAUUGUUAUUGCUGCCUGAUGAAGAAUAAUUACAAAAACGCAAAGACUUCUGCUUCAGCAAAAAGCUUCUGGUGCAACUGACUGUUAAGUGUACAAUUAAGGCAAAAAAAAAAAAAAAAACCUUUAGAGAAGAAUUAUUCUUUAUCGGUUAAAUUAAUAUUUUAAGCAACGUCGACACUCAUUGCUCAGUACAUGAACGGGUUUUCUAUCACAGUGACAAACACUAACUUAUUAAGACUUUUCAACUUCUGCCAUACAUGUACACAUGCACACACACACACACACACGCACACACACACACACUCAUUUAUCCUUUGCUGGGCAGCCUCAAGAAAGAAGAAAGUGAAAAAGAGAACGCUUUUCAAAUAAAAUCAAUUGCUGUCUCCAGAGUGAGCUAUUGGAGGAAACCACAUUCAUUUAUCUUCACUGCGGCAUGGAGUAACAGGCUGCCAUCUGGAGUGCUUUAACUGUGGUGCAUAUAUAUUUAAACUAUACAGCGGGGAACGUGUUCGUAGAUAAGCUAGACAACUUAAAAAUGUAUGAUCUCUGUCGUAGACAAGGCUGUAUUCACCUGUCUCAUUACAGCAGGACGAGCUAUGAAUGCUAAAUGCUGUGUGUUGGUGGUGAAAUGUAAAAGAGAAAAAUAGUUUCUUUCAGAACUGAAAUGGUCAUUUUCCAUUACAGCGUCCAUUUUAAAAAUUGUGGCUUUUUUGUGGCUUUUAGUCCAUGUCUGUAAGCCCUGAGGAGCAGUUUGAGGUAUGCACUGUAUGCUUGAAGUUGAUAAUGUUAAUUUAUAUAUUUAAAAUGUUCGGUCUUUCAAUUCCAGGGUAAUGGACAAAAAUAUGAACUUAUCUUGCUUGCAAGGUCACACUUUUGUCCAAUAAUGCUCUUACAUACGAAUAAGUGAAUCCAGUCUUUUGAAUGAAUAAUUUAAGCAAACAAUUCUGUUCAUUCUGGCUCACUUCAUGGACUUAAAUACGUAAGUGAAUCGUGUGACUAUUUUUCUGUCUUUAAAGAGUCUAUAACAUGCCUGGGUAGAUAGAUUACUUACAAACUGGAGUCUAUUACUGAUUACAAAUUACAUGAUGAAAACUAGUCAGUAAUGUAAUUUAGAUUACUCAUUAUAGUUAAUGUAGUCUGACUACUUUUGGAUUACUUUUAGAUUACCUUUGAUUUAACUUGUUUAUUUAAUUGGGAUUAUUGUUAUAAAAAAAAUGAGAAAUAAAACUGACCAUUAUAUGACCAUUAAUCAACAUUAGAAAACAGUUUGAGUGACAAAAAAGUUUGGGAAUGCCUGCAUUACAUGAACAAACAAUAACAAACAUGAAAGCAGCAAUGGCAUGCUCAAAGUCAUGUCAUCAAAUAUGACUGAGAGGUGCCAGUCAAAAGGAAAAGGAAAAAAGAAGAACUAGGGAGAAUCAAUAAAUUUAUUCCAUAAAAAGUAACUGUAAUCUGAUUGUAAGCAUUCUCUAAUCUAAUUAUAAGUACAGCAUUUUUGGAAUCUGAUUACGUAAACCAGAUUACAUGUAAUCAGUUACUACCCAGCACUAUACCCUGAUAGUUAAUAAUUGUAUUAAUUGAACCUACUGAAUCAAUACACUGAACAAGUCAGUGUUUUGAACCCAAAGCGAGACUCAAAGUGGCACCAAACAAGAUUUGUUUAUCGAACGAACUGAACAAACGAAUCCGAGUGAAAUUCAGCUUGUUCACUCAGAUGAAUCAAUAUUUUCACCAUACUAGCAAUAGCAAAGUGCAAAUUGUGGUUUUGCCAGCUUGUGAUGUAAAUUAAAUGCAAAACAAAUUAAACCGACAAUCCGGCCUGAUAGGAAACAUGUCAAGGCAUUUGCAUUUGAUUUCAUGUUUUUAUUUUUUUUAUUUUUUUAUGUAAUUAUAUGAAGUUAUGUGUAACAGUAAUCAAAAUGCUCUUAAUAUGCAAUUAUUUUGUGGAGCAGCCUGUAAUUAUGCAUAUUGAUUGUUCUUGCUAUUGUGAUGAAUUAUAUUAAUAUGGACCCUGUAAUGUGAAGUCUUACCAAAUCUGAGUUAUUUUACUCAGUCAGUAGAACGUUCAGGAAAUAGGAGCCAUGUUACUGGUGACUUUAAGGUUAACCUGUAUAACCUGCGAGUUCUCUGUCAUGUCAGUGAAAUAUAGGCAAAAACCGUGUAAUAUUGUAUGGUAGAUAUGUACAGAAUACAAAUUAAGCAAAACUAUAGACUAGAAUGUCAAGGUGCUGCUAAAGUGUCUGUACUGUAUAUCAUCCAAACUGAUAUUUAUUCUUUCUUAUUUAUUUGUUUCUACCAUAUUUGCCUCUGUACGUUUUCACUUAGAUUGUCUACACAGAUUAUUCACACUACUAGCCUAUUAAAGGGAACAUUUAUGAAUCAAUUGCAAAAAAAAAAUGACAUAAAUAGAAUCCAGAGUGCACUAAAUGUAUCAUGACUCAUGUCUAAAUGUCAUUGCAUUGGAUGGUUUGAUAUUUUGUAUAAUGCAAAAAGGUUUGUACAUUUUUAAGUGUGACGUCUGUGUUCAUGUACUUUUUGAGGCCACUACAUGAAGGGCCAAUCAAAAUCCAAUAAUAAAUGUUUUCAUGUCCAGGAUUACUUUUCUCUAAACAAUCAUAAAGCUCAUAUAUUUGGACAUUACUGCCAAUGUAUUGAUACGACAGAUCAUUUAAAGCCACGAUCAGCCUUCAUGCAAAAAAUAACAAAUAAGGGGGUAAGAAAUAUGUUUCCUGAUCCUUUAAUCUUUUUUGAUGUCUGCUUAUGCGGCCUAAGAGACACUAAAAUGUUUAUUUUUGAGCACAUAUUUGAACAAUACUGUGCACAUUUUAUUUGAUUAAGUCAUUGAGGCUGUUAACCUUUGAUAUGUGUACAAGAAUGAAUGUAUGUGAUCAAAUAUGAAGCAUAUUUGCAUUGUUUCCAGUAUAUAGCCCUUUUUUUACAGUUUCUUUAAGAUGUUUGGCUGAUCAGCAGUGAAUCUUUCUAUAUAUAGGCCAAGUGAAUGUAUUUGUGUAUUUCCAGUGAAUGUAGGCUACUGUAUGUUAUGGAAAAUAGCAUGCAAGUUAUUCUGAUGUAUAUUUUCUUGAACACAUUAAUCA
Messenger RNA from Onychostoma macrolepis, 5397 nucleotides. RefSeq names its product G protein-coupled receptor 139 (gene gpr139). Gene Ontology annotation, molecular function: neuropeptide receptor activity. The record is from RefSeq and is a predicted model, not a curated record. The transcript is spliced from 3 exons. Gene Ontology annotation, cellular component: membrane. Gene Ontology annotation, biological process: G protein-coupled receptor signaling pathway. Bases 10 to 1104 code for a protein of 364 amino acids. NCBI's taxonomy places the organism in Eukaryota, Metazoa, Chordata, Actinopteri, Cypriniformes, Cyprinidae.